UCACUGUUAUCUGCCUUCCAUCGUUGUGCCGGGGCAGGGUGGCUGUGCUCCGGCUGUGAUGACACUACAGAUCCGUUAGCAGCGUGCUGCAGCCUCCACCUUUCCAUCAUGGCUCCCUCCGCAGACAGGCACGGAUACUGGGGGCAGCCGACCUCAACGUUGGACUGGUGCGAAGAAAAUUAUGUCGCCACUUUUUACAUUGCGGAAUUCUGGAACACUGUCAGCAACCUGAUUAUGAUCCUUCCUCCCAUUUAUGGGGCCAUCCAGACGUUUCGAGACGGCCUUGAAUUUCGCUACAUCUGCUCUUUCCUCGGACUGGCAGCUGUUGGCGUUGGUUCCUGGUGCUUCCACAUGACGCUGCUAUAUGAGAUGCAGUUACUGGAUGAGUUGCCAAUGAUCUACAGCACAUGCGUCUUUGUCUACUGCCUAUACGAGUGUUUCAAACAAGAGAACACCACCAGUUUAUUCCCCAUUGCAUUAUUGUUAAUCUUCAGUUUCUCAGUCACAUUGGUGUACUUACAUUGGAAGGAGCCAGUCUUUCACCAGGUCAUGUAUGGUACUCUAGUAGCUUGCCUAGUGAUGCGAUCUAUCUUCAUUGUUACAUGGGUGUAUCCAUGGCUCAGACCGCUGUGUUACACCUCCUUAGGAGUUUUUAUGUUAGGGUUCCUACUGUGGAACAUUGACAACAUCUUCUGCAACACAUUAAGAGCCAGUAGACACAAACUUCCCCCCGGUGUUGGAGUAGCAACACAGUUCCAUGCCUGGUGGCACAUCUUCACUGGCCUUGGAUCCUACCUACACAUACUACUCAGCCUGCAGAUCAGGUCAACCUACCUCAAGCACAGACCAAAUAUAAAGUUUGUUUGUGGAGUUUGGCCCACAUUGCACAUUGAAGCACAGAAGACGAGCUGAAAUGAAUGGAUGGUGACCAACUGAAGGAUGGUGACUGCCAUACCCAGACACCAUGGGAACAGGGAGCUGCCAAUGCUCACUGCUGGAACCUCAGCCAACAGCUAGGGGGCAGGUGUACCUCAAGGCACUAUCCUAGGAACCCUUUGGUUCUGCACUGUGGCGAUUUACUAAGAGCAGUAAAGCACUGAGUCCAGUUCUUUUUAAAAUCACAAAUGAUUCAUUAGACUAGCGUUUCUCUGAUCUUAUUGAAGUUUUAAUGCAAAGAUGAUGUGUAAUCUUCUGAAGUGAUACAUGUUAAAGGGGACAGGUCUUAAUUAGGGUUUGGGAAAAUUGAAAAUGAUUCAGAAUUUAAUUAGCAUAUUUAUUGUUGUAUGUUUCAAUCUGUGAAUGUUUGAAUCUCCUACGUCUAAACAUAUUUAAAUAAGUCCUCAAUUAUGAUACCUGUGACUAGGUAUACCUAGCUUAUGUGUAGUUUUACAACCAGCUGAGGGUGCUCAACUCAUAACACAGUGUUGUCACAUCCUUUUUCAAGGCGUAUUGUUUUUGGAUGUGCUCAUUAUAUAUGGGAUAGAAACUGCCUACUAGAAUGUGGAAGUAGUACCGCGUUAUUGUAAUUCAGAGCUAGAUUAUAUUGGCCUAAGCCAUUUUACAAAUGUUGCUAUGAAAACAUGCCAUGACUGGAAUAUACAUUUUUCUUUUUUUUCAUUGCCAAAGUUGUUCUGGAUUUAAAAAAGUCAACCUUAAUUUGUAUUUUACCUCAUCAUAACACAACAUUACAGAAUUGUUAUUCUGUUAGGGACAGGGCUGAGAUUUCUCCAUGCACACAAAACAAGUUGAACAACUUUGGACAGCUCAAGUUUCUGUGUCUGGUGACACACGUUAACAGUCUUUAAAGAUACUGCACACAGAUUUGUGCUCUGUGCAGGAUUAAAGUUUUACUGCCACUCCUCAAGUCCAUAUGGUUUGGCUGUUGGCUAUCAGAAUUACAUUGAGCUUCCCUCAGGGUGUCUUAGGUUGAGAAACCUGUUUGUUGGCCUGUGACCAGAAUCUGGAUAAUCUGAUCAGCCACAAAUAAUGCAAACAGAGAAGCAUCACUGGAGAUCAUCAGUUGGUGUGUGCAGCUAACUUGAAGGGAAUGAAAAGAUACAUGGUCAUAGUUAAAACUAAUUUAUAAAAGCCAGUCUGUUCAUAUAACUAAAUGUUAACAUAAAGCCGAAUGACCAGGUGAACACGUGGAACAUGUCUGAAUCUUUGCAUCCACAUAAGCCGCAGGGAUGGGAUUCAACACAGACAGUUUGUUCUCCUUUUUACCUGUUUUCACACUAGAGAAAAAUAGAAAUAGUAUUUGAGUGUUCUCCCCUCCUAUUAGAAAAAUACUUUAUCUUAGUCAAGAGUAAACUUUGAUUUUGAAGACGUAUAAGUACAUUUUAAUCGUGACACUGAUGCAUUGUUUUUUUUAAUGUCAUCACACCAUUGCAUAAAGGUGGAGAGUCCAAUGGCACAUAUGUUGAUGAAACAGUUUAUUAUACAACCACUCAAAAUGUAUUUCCCUUUUAUCAGACAUUGCCAAACAUGCCAAUGUGAAUGGAGGAGAUGCUUUCUACCAACUGUAGAAAUCUGACUUCAUGUGCUGGGUCUGUGGUGUGAAAUGAAGGGCUCUUGAUUUAAAAUGUCUUGCUGCAGUGCAGUUGUGGAUAUAAAAUGGUAACAAUCUAACCCAGUGGAGGAUACGGAGGUAUUUGUAUUGGUGUGGUCUCCUUAACUGCUGUGUGCUCAAUGAAAAAACUGAAAUUGUGACUUUAAUUAAAUGUAUAAUGUCAACACAUUUCACAUAACUGUAUUAGGUUAGUGGAAAGCAAUGCCAUACAGUUUUAUUUAAACUUAAUAAUACUAACCCAAUACAGUUGUGUGACAUUUUUUGACAUUUAAAUAAAGUCAAUGUUUCAGUUUUUUCUGAUGGAUUAGCUCAUGUGUUCAUUUUUCAGUACACUGAAAAAACUGAAACAUUGACUUUAAAUAAAAGUAUUAUGUCAACAGUUUUCACACAACUGUAUUAGGUUAGUUGAAAGCAAUGAUAUUAAGUUUGAUAACAAAAUAUUAGGUUCAGUGUAUAUUAUAGUUAUAUAAGUUCAUACAAGGUUUCAGUUUUUUCAGUGUAUGCAUAUAUGCUUUAUCACUAAAAUCUAAAAUGCUUGGGUCAAGCCUUAGUGUGAACCCAGUUUUACAAAUAUUCAUAAGCACAUUGUAUGAAAGAUAAGUGUUAACUUUGGUCAAAUUUCUGAGUGGAAUAUUCAUUGUCUGUUAUUAUCUUGGCAUUCCUGCUCAUCAGUAGAGCAGUUGUCAAAAAGGGUGCCUUAUUGUUAUCUUGCAAGUAAUCCAAGUUGCCUUGAUGUUCGUGAUCAAAUAAUCAUUCUACUGUCCCAUGUGUUGUGCAGUUUGCCCAUAUCUCUUUCUAGUGCUAAAUCUGUGCCUGGUUCUUUGGCCUCCCAUUCAUUUCAUGUGUCCAACAUUUUGGUUACAGUCCGUUCCAGUGAUAUUAACCGUAUCUGUAGGUGACUAACGUUCUGUAUCCGUUGAGGCCAGAAGAGCAAACUCUGCCAUCAGUUAUGUUUAACUUUGUCUUUAUGAUGUCUUGUAUUGUAAAAUAAAAGUACAUGCAGACUUUAUGUCUACAGAAGAAAUUAA
This is a messenger RNA of Eleginops maclovinus (Patagonian blennie), 3597 nucleotides long. It is a transcript of the gene acer3, whose product is annotated as alkaline ceramidase 3. Bases 109 to 912 code for a protein of 267 amino acids. Gene Ontology annotation, cellular component: endoplasmic reticulum membrane. Gene Ontology annotation, biological process: phytosphingosine biosynthetic process; ceramide metabolic process. The record is from RefSeq and is a predicted model, not a curated record. The transcript is spliced from 11 exons. Lineage: Eukaryota; Metazoa; Chordata; Actinopteri; Perciformes; Eleginopidae.